Messenger RNA from Toxotes jaculatrix (banded archerfish), 1353 nucleotides. RefSeq names its product ATPase Na+/K+ transporting subunit beta 2a (gene atp1b2a). The record is from RefSeq and is a predicted model, not a curated record. Gene Ontology annotation, cellular component: sodium:potassium-exchanging ATPase complex. The transcript is spliced from 8 exons. Gene Ontology annotation, biological process: potassium ion import across plasma membrane; intracellular sodium ion homeostasis; sodium ion export across plasma membrane. Gene Ontology annotation, molecular function: ATPase activator activity. Bases 158 to 1024 code for a protein of 288 amino acids. Lineage: Eukaryota; Metazoa; Chordata; Actinopteri; Toxotidae.
CUCAUCGAUCAUCGUCGAUCCAUCGGAUCAAUACUCUGGAACUGAUCGUUUUCAGUUGUUUAUAUUUAAGCAGCAGCAGCGGGAGGCUCGCGCCGUCUGAGCGGAAACAUCUCGCGCCGUCUGAGCGUCCACACAGACCAUCAUCUUCAUCUUCAUCAUGUCCGGCACCAAGGAGGAGGACCGCAAAGGCUCGAGCGAGUGGCGGGAAUUCUUCUGGAACCCGCGAACUCACGAGCUGCUGGGCCGAACCGCCACGAGCUGGGGUCUGAUCCUGCUCUUCUACCUGGUCUUCUACCUGUGUCUGGCGGGAAUGUUUGCUCUCACCAUGUACAUCAUGCUGCUGACGCUCGACGACUAUAAACCCACCUGGCAGGAUCGCCUGGCCACUCCAGGGAUGAUGAUUCGUCCAAAGGGCGAUCAGCUGGACAUCACCUUCUCUGUCUCAGAGACUGAGAGCUGGGACGACUUCAUCCACAACCUCAACACCUUCCUGUCUCAGUACAAUGACACCUACCAGGUUCAGACCAAUGAUAACUGUCCUCCUGAUCAAUACUUCAUUCAAGAGGACAGUGGAGAGGUGAGGAACAAUCCGAAGCGUUCGUGUCAGUUCAAUCGGACGAUGUUGGAGGAAUGUUCUGGGAUCUCAGAUCGUUUCUAUGGUUACAGCAGAGGUCAGCCCUGCAUCCUCAUCAAACUGAACCGGGUCAUUGGAAUGUUGCCAGGGAAGGACAGGCAGUCUCCCUAUGUCACCUGUGGAGCCAAGAGGGAGGACACUGAUAAACUCGGACCUCUGGUUUAUUUUCCUCCUAAUGGAUCCUUCAACCUCAUGUACUACCCGUACUACGGCAAGAAAGCUCAGGUGAACUACACUCAGCCUCUGGUGGCCGUGAAAUUCCUGAACGCCUCACUGAACACGGACAUCAAUGUGGAGUGUAAAAUCAACUCCAACACUCUGAGAGACGGCAGCGAGAGGGACAAGUUCGCUGGACGGGUGUCCUUCAAACUACGGAUCAAUGACAAAUAGACACACACACACACACACACACACACACUGUCUCCCUCAUUAGAGCCUCAAACUGAAGCUUCGUGAUGCGUUCACUGACAGUCUGGAUUAUUCUCCUGUAAACGUGUAAACACAUAUUUAGUAUUGAGUCAUUUCCUGUGAUGUCAUCAUCCGUAAACUCACUGAACCUGAAACUGACCAAUCAGCACGCACACACACUCUGAUGUCACAGCCUCUGAGGAUGGACCGAAGAACAGACGAUCAAUCAUCGGAUCAAUCACAUAGCUGAUGUGUUCACUGACCAACCUUCAGUCAGUUUAUUUAUUCAUGACUUUGUUUAUUACUUGUUU